Molecule: messenger RNA, 627 nt
Organism: Colletotrichum chrysophilum
Lineage: Eukaryota; Fungi; Ascomycota; Sordariomycetes; Glomerellales; Glomerellaceae
Exons: 1
Coding region: 1-627 (208 amino acids)
Source: RefSeq, a predicted model, not a curated record
AUGCCUUUCUUCUCCCGCAACCCCUCCGUACCCAUCUUCUACCUCGAUCAGGGGCCCAAGGAGAACCCGCCCGCCACGGUCCUCCUCGUCCCGGGCCUCUCGUGCGACAUGCACGACUGGUCCUGGCAAGUGCCCUUCCUCCUCGCCCACAACCUCCGCGUCAUUUCCAUCGACCCCCGCGGGCAGGGCCGCUCCGCCGCCCCGCCUCCAACAUCCCCGCACCGCCAACCACCCGGCUCCUGGCCCGGCCCCGACGGCUCCGCGUGCCCGGCGUGGCAGCGCACGUGGCACCUGCGCCGGAUGCAGCAGCUCGACGACGAGGUGGCGUUCGGGCUGUGCUGGGGCGGCUGGGGCGAUGCGAGCGACUCGCCGGGGCGCCGCGAGGCCAGCGUCGCGGCGAACGCCGGCCGGCUCAAGUGUCCGCGCCUGACGGUCGGCAGCGUGGACUGGUACGUCGAGACGGACCGGACGCACAUGCCCAAGGGCGACGAGGCGCUGGACGAGAUCGUGCUGAUGGAGGGCUGGGGGCAUUGGUUUCAUCAGCUGAAGAGCGAGGAGUUCAAUGCGACGUUGCAGGCUUGGUUGGAGAAGAUUGGGGUGUUGCAGAAGGUGAAGAGUGUCGCGUAA